UCCCAUUUUCACUGUAAUUAUCAUUAUCUCUAAAAUUUCCCUGACAGAUCUUCUUUUUCUCCCGCAGAGACGGAACAUUUUUUUUUCUGUUUAGGGACUGGGCUGGACUGCUUGAUCAAAUCAACCAAAACACUUCAUCAACACCACAAGCUCAUUUUAAGCUGUAUUCUUAAGUGGAUCAUCGUGUCAUUUUAUAGAGUUAAGUACAGAAGUGUGCUGUUUUAAACAAGUCUUCUCCUUCAUUCCUUCCAUUGAUUGGAAGCAACCACUAAGAUCAUCACAUAGCUCUUUUUUUUAACUUACAAAUUCCUUAAACUCAAUUGGAUCUAAACGUGGUAUUAGUAAUUGAUAGUUUACCAUGAGUAAAUAUUCAGAUCAGACCCCUCAACGAGGUGGAAUACCAGCCAUCACAGGUGAAAUCGAUUAUUCAAAAGCAGUACAUAUCUUUCCCGAUCAAUUGAGACCUUAUCGGGGUAGUAUUUUAGCAUACUCCGCUUCAUUUUUAUCAACUUUCAUAGGAUUCCCCUUGGACACCGUCAAAACUAGAAUGCAAACUCAUAAACAUUUCACAAGUUAUUUCGAUUGUGUUAAGAAAUCGUAUAUGCAAGAAGGAGUUAAAGGAUUCUUUAGAGGUAUAUGGGCUCCAUUGGUAUCUACAUCAUUCUCGAAAUCUCUUAGUGUGUCAUUAUUCACCGCCGUGAAACCUUUCACUUAUGAUACUUUAUAUCAAGGUGAUACUCCUGCACUACAUCCAUUUUUAAGAAACAUACCCGUAUGUUUUAUUUCAGGAACUAUAGCAGGUGGUGGGGUUUCAUUAUUUGCAUGUCCGUUUGAAUUUACUAAAAUUUAUGCUCAAUUAGAAAGAUUGGUUCAUAAUAAAUCAAUAACUCAACUUCCAGGUAAUCUUCAGGCUAGUCAUCAAGAAUUAGUCAAUAACUCAACAGUAACUAUCGUAAGACAGAUCAUUAAACAUGAAGGAGUGGCCGGUUUAUACUCCGGUUUCAAAUAUCAUUUUCUCCGAGAUUCCUUAUCUUCAGGGUUUUACUAUUCAAUUUACGAAUCUUUGAAAUGGGCCAUGAAUAACAUUAUAAACUCGGACCCCAAACAAUCAUCACCGAUUUCAAUUCUACUCGCCGGUGGUCUCUCUGGAGUGCUUUCGUGGGUUUUCAUCUUCCCGGUCGAUACUACAAAAUCAUUAAUUCAAAAAGAUGUAGUCACAAAUAUUUUACGCCGGGAACAAGGUUUACCCGAAUUACCUCCAAAAAAGAGAAAAUUACAAAAAAUCGAAAGAAGAUUGUAUAGAGGCCUUGGUAUAUCAGUUUCACGUUCAUUUCUUGUUAAUAUGGUAUUCUUUAGUACGUUUGAGGUUUCAAUGGCAUAUCUUGCAUAAAAGAGAUAGAGAGAUAUUCUUAAUUUUUAAUUUUGGCAUUUUGCAUAUAUUUUUACAUA
Scheffersomyces coipomensis is the source of this 1449-nucleotide messenger RNA. RefSeq lists its product as uncharacterized. Gene Ontology annotation, cellular component: mitochondrial envelope. The record is from RefSeq and is a predicted model, not a curated record. Gene Ontology annotation, biological process: mitochondrial transport; carnitine transmembrane transport. Gene Ontology annotation, molecular function: O-acyl-L-carnitine transmembrane transporter activity. Lineage: Eukaryota; Fungi; Ascomycota; Pichiomycetes; Serinales; Debaryomycetaceae. The coding region runs from base 359 to 1390 and encodes 343 amino acids. The transcript has a single exon.